CUCUAUCUAACAUAAUACUAGAGCCAGUCUUUUAUAAUAUUAGAGCAUCUAGCUCAAAUAGCAUGGCUUCCAAUCUGAUUAGAGUGAGCACAAGCUUGGUUCUAGUAGUUUUAGUAGCUCUCACAGUUCAAAUUUUCUACAUUUCACCCAUAGAUCCAGUUUUGCUGGAUAUAAAACCUGCUCCUUCAACCAAAGACAAUCAAUUACAGAAUAUCAUUAAGCUUGGAGAAGGACUUUUGAAGGAACCAGAAGAUGUUGUUGUAGAUAAAGAAGGGACUCUCUAUACAGCUACUCGAGAUGGUUGGAUUAAAAGAUUGCGCAGGAAUAAUGGAAAAUGGGAGAAUUGGAAGCAUAUAGAUAGUCAUACUUUGCUAGGAAUCGCAACAGCAAAAGAAGGUGGUCUCAUUGUUUGUGAUACUUCCAAGGGUUUGCUCAAGGUUACAGAAGAAGAUGGUUUUAGUGUUCUUGUUUCACACGUAAAUGGUUCUCAGUUAAGGUUUGCAGACGAUGUGAUAGAAGGCUCAAACGGGAAUGUAUAUUUUAGUGUUGUUAGUACAAAAUUUGAUCUUCAAGAUUGGUAUUUGGAUGUGUUAGAGGCAAGACCUCGUGGACAAGUUCUCAAGUACAAUCCCACAUCAAAUGAGACUGUUAUUGUUCUUGAUAAUGUUGCAUUUGCCAACGGCGUUGCACUCUCUAAGGACGAAGAUUAUCUUGUGGUUUGUGAAACUUGGAAAUACAGGUGUUUGAGGCAUUGGUUAGAAGGAGCAAACAAAGGCACAACAGAUAUUUUCAUUGAAAACCUUCCUGGUGCACCUGAUAAUAUCAAUCUUGCUCCCGAUGGAUCCUUCUGGAUCGCUUUGAUUCAGUUGACUUCUGAAGGAUUUGAGUUUGUCCACAACUACAAGAUAACUAAGCACUUGGUUGCAUCGUUUCCAAGGCUAAUUAACCUUGUCAAUGGCUGCAAGAAGAAAGCAACGGUGGUGAAUGUGGCAACUAAUGGCAGGAUAAUAAGAAAGCUUGAUGAUAGUGAUGGGAAGGUGAUUAAUUUUGUGACUUCAGCUGUGGAGUUUGAGGACCACCUUUACCUUGGUAGUCUUAAUUCCAACUUUGUUGGAAAAUUACCAUUGUAUAGUGCAUAGAAUAGUCAAGUUUAGCCCUCCUUGAAUAAAGGUGUGCCUCAGCUUGGAUCAAGCGAAAGAAGCAUCCCAUGAUGGAUAUGUAUGAUUUAGACCAAGCACAUGUAGGAGAAUAUUGUUCCAUAAUGCAUAUUCUCUGUUCACAUUUUGUUAGUACUAGAACUAGUAUUCUGUUUUUGACUGAAAAAAAAAUAAAGGAAAAAUUGAGUGGUAAAAAAAUAUGAAGACCAUCAAUCGGAUAGCACCAUUGCCUAGUGUAGUACCUCUAAGAGUGUUGCUAGGUGCACCCAGCAUUCUAAUAAAAUGGCAAAAUUAUCCU
This is a messenger RNA of Glycine soja, 1455 nucleotides long. RefSeq names its product protein STRICTOSIDINE SYNTHASE-LIKE 4-like. Lineage: Eukaryota; Viridiplantae; Streptophyta; Magnoliopsida; Fabales; Fabaceae. Gene Ontology annotation, biological process: biosynthetic process. Gene Ontology annotation, molecular function: strictosidine synthase activity. The transcript is spliced from 6 exons. Bases 63 to 1139 code for a protein of 358 amino acids. The record is from RefSeq and is a predicted model, not a curated record.